Racocetra fulgida is the source of this 1686-nucleotide messenger RNA. NCBI's taxonomy places the organism in Eukaryota, Fungi, Glomeromycota, Glomeromycetes, Diversisporales, Gigasporaceae. The record is from the annotation of a GenBank genome assembly.
AUGUCGAAAGGACUACUCACCGAACAACAAGUUAACAAGCGCGACAAUAAUGACAAAGAAUUAAAAAUUGGUUCAUUACCUUUACAAUUGCAAGAAUAUGCCAUUAUAGAAGAUUUAUUAUUUAUAAUGAUGGGAAUUGAGGGCAAAUAUAUUGAAGCAAAUUUAUCUGAGGAUUCUACUGAAGACGAACAACAAUUGGAUGGCGUUACUUAUUCGGUGGAUGGAUCUUUAGAUCCAUCGUUAAAAGACUUAACCGAACGUAUAUUACCACUUGCAACAUAUUAUACCUCCAUAAACGCUUUCGUUGAGAUGCAUUCAAAAUUCGAGUACGGAUUUGUAAAUCACGCAUUAUGUGCCGCAAUGAGAGAAUUAUUAAAGGAGGAUACUGAAAUGUUAAUCGAUGGUUUUCAUCGGAAUAAUAAUAUACCCCAACAAGUUAAAGGCGGUGGUUUAUUGAGUAUCUUGAUUGAUCGAAUGACUAAUAUGAGCGGGAAGGAAGAUCUUAAAGAGGAUUUCAAUGACGCGUAUUGGGAAAUGCGAUAUACUAUUAAAGAAAAUGUUGUCCCUCCAUUUUUAAUCCCGUUUAGAAAUAAAAUAUUAUUAGCCGGAAAAUACCUUAACGUUAUCCGGGAAUGUGGAAUUGCAAUACAGGAACCACAGCAACAAACAAUGGAUGAUGUUGUUGGUAAAGAUAAUGUAGAUAAGACGGAUGUUAAUGUCAGUAAUGAUAUUUUGGCGGCUAUGGAUGGCGGAAGAUCGAUAAAACGUUAUUUUUUCCUCGAUCAAUCCGAUUUUUUUACACAUUUUCUCGAUCUUGCAUCAGUGGAAUUAAAAAAACCAUCCGGUCAAGUCUCUCUUACCAAACUUCAGUCCCUAUUAGACUUAGUUCUUCGUAAUCCUUCCUCUGUCGCAUACACUGAUCCGUUUAAAGAAGAUGUCAAAGUGGAGAUGAGCACUGUCCGUUUAGUAGACCAAUUACUACGUAUAAUAAACGUAGAAACAGCGCCAGUUAGUCGAACCAAUAGUUUUAGUGAAAGUUUGGGGAUUCGAAAAGAAAUUGGUAGGAUAGGAGAUGAAAGUGAAUAUGAAGGUUCUGAGGAUGGCUCUAUAAGUGGUGAAAGAUUUGGUUAUGCAGUAGGUGUAGUAUGGAAUGUAGGAGGUAGCAAGCAAUCGUUAAUGGCUUGGAAAAGUCGUGUUUUUGCUCUUCGUCAAAGGAUGUUGGUUUUCGUACAACAAUUUGCAUAUUAUAUUACCAAUGAAGUUCUAGAACCCCAAUGGAGAAAUUUGGAGGCCAAUCUAGCAAAGGAAUGCAUGCUAACGAAUGCAAAACUAUUGAGAGUAAGUGAUUUAACUUUUGUGUUUCCUAUUACAUCGUUAUUAAAUGAAUAUUUUGUUGAACAGACAUAUUCAAAGUUGACUUCUGCGUGUGUUCUUUUUUCAAACAACACCGAAAAAUUUAUGAAAUCUCUCACCAUACUCGAAUCACAAGUAGAAUCUGUGUCAGACCCCAUACAAAUAGACUCACAAGAUCGCACUUUGCAAUUAUUUGAAAAAUUUGAAGAUUAUUUUCUUUAUCAUAUUAAGUUGCUAAUUGAAUGCUUAAAUUUUUAUUCCGCAACUGAAACAGUUCAAUUUUUAUGUUUGGUUGUUAGAUUAGAUUACAAUUUAUAUUUUACUAACAAAUAA